AUGGACAACAUCUCGGAGUUUCUACAGUCCAUUCAUAUUGGUGCAGUCGUUGCAACUUUUCUUUUCAACAAUGGACGUAUUAUAAAAGCGGUGGACAUCUUUAACGAAUGUUUGGUGCUCCUUAACGGUAAAGCCCUAGAGACAAUCAAAGAACUUACCACACCACUUGUUAUCUAUGUAUACCAUAAACUUCUUAAUGGCUAUACUCUUAUGCACGAUCACACCCGUGCAAUAGAAUGUGGUAAUAUAUAGAUUUAGCCAGGGCUAAAAGCGAGGCUCCCAUUAGUAAAUUUAUAAUUUAAAUUAAACAAUAAACUUGUAUUCGAAUUCCACAAUUCAGUUAACUUUAGAGCACAUUUAUGUGACUUUUGAGGGAAAGGCUACCUGAUUUUAGAGAAAAAUAAUUUGCAAACAGCCCAAGAGUGAACCAAAUCUUACAUCGAGUUGAUAGCCUCAUAUGUACACUCAAAAACUGGUAAUCAUCUUUUAUCACAUUUAAGAGCCGUAAUGGCUAUUGAUCACCGUAGAUCAAUUAGGCUUAGAAAAAAAAAUCAGGCCAACGUUUUGGCGUUCGACAAGUUUACUUUGCAAAAUCUUGCCAACAAAUCUGGGUGCGUGUAAACCAACCUUUUAUACCAUGGACAGAAAGCAGUAUUUCACAAUACAAAUUGCUCUCAUUCAAUAUUCAUAAACUGUUAAAAAAAUUUUCCAAAAUCACCUAUACGGCCAUCCGGUUCUCACUUUUGUAGUGCGAGCUGUAGCGAGUGUUUGAAUGAACAUCAACAGAGUUACGCUCCAAGAUAAUAAAGAAUUUAUCAUGUUUAUCUUUUAUUUGAUGGUUUAACGCGCGGCAUUUUGAGAACUCCUGCAAGCGAUGUUCACUGAACGACUGAAAACAAUCGGCAUAGCGAUUAAAAUUGCAAGAGAGACUACCAACAAUCAAUAAAAGAAAUAUAAUUCGGUGAAACAUAAACAGAGACAACAAUUUUCAUUCAGGAAGACAAGUAUUAAAGUGUCCCUAAAUAUCCUGAGUCUUCAAGCUUCAAGCUUAAGUUUCCCUUAAGCUUCCCUGUGUUUGUUUUCUCAAAGACGAACUCGAGGCAAGAAAAUCGCUAAAAGCUUUCUUUUCCGGCUAGAAUUAUAACUAAAGAUUCUUUGGAACAUUUUCUUUCUAUUUGCGGUGAGAAACUGUCUAAAGGCUUUUUAAAGUUCUGUAAGAUUAUAUCAAACCAGAUACUCGGUGAGAUCGUUGUUUCAAAACUUACAAACGCGCACAAACUAAAUUCCCGCAUAAACUACGCUCCACUUCAUUAAAUUAGAUACAAAAAACAAACAUGAAAUACAAUAAUUUCUCUGGCUUACCAUUCGAGAUGCAGCUCCUGAAAGUUAUCAGGUAAAGCCAGUAUCGCUUUAGACUUUGCAAUCCUCUUACGCAUCAAGCAAGGUGAAAACGAAAACGAUGCCAUCCGAAAUCGGAUUUCCGACUUUGACAAGCGACGUUUUCUCAACCAAAAACCCUAUAAACAAACUAGCCAUGAGUAACAGAAGACUCCUGAUAGCAGCUGAAUUUCAUUUUGUACAUCCAGUGGAAAAAGACAGUUAAAAACAUCACAAGUUGACUCAAAACUCUGUCAGCUUCAGCUGUUAAAGUAAACAAGAUUCAAGAUGCUGCAUAAAUUUUGCGCAUGAACUCACAUGUCAAAUUUUGACCAAUCAGAGCAUAAAAAUUGGACGUAGAGCGUGACCAACGCGUGACCAUUGUGAGAAAAAACAAAAGCAACUGUCUUCCCUGCCUGUAACAGCUGGCUGAAUUUUCACGUCCGAGGUCAGUUCGCAAUCAAAAUUUUAAUUGUGCAGCACAUAAACACAACAUAUUUCAUCCGAAUUAAGAAAAAAAAUUGAACUUGAGCCUGCGAUCACUUGAAAACUAGUUUACUUGUCAGCGGAUAACUUCAAAAGAUACUUGACCUCGACCGGUCGACACCUGAGCCCGCGAUACGGUCAAGUGAUACUGGUCAGCGGGUACUCUGUUUUGACAGCUGUCAAUUGAUCAAAACAUUGAUGUCCAAUAUGUGUGCAUUAUCAGUUUUCCUGUGCUCCCAAACUAGUAAAAGUAUGAGAUUGAACGUUGUUCGCGAUCUAGUAAAACAGUUAACUGGUCAGCGGACAGCUUCCAAAUAAAUCACGUCACCUCGAUGAGUUGACACAUGAGCCCGCGAUAUGGUCAUGGGAUACUGGUCAGUGGCUAUCCUGUUUGGACAGCUGUCAAUUGACCAUAUUGUUAAUGUCCUAUAUGAAAGAUGUGGGCUUGCCAAGACACGCCUGAGACACCCCUCCCUUCCUUUUGAUAGUCUCCCCUACCCCACCCAUACAAUCUGUAGACGCGUACGUACGUACGUACGUACGCUCGGUCAAUCACGUGACAACCAAACGAAAAGAGGUUGACCAUAUUCCAUGGGUAUGGGGCUCUGUCCCACGCGCGCUUCGCGCGCGCGGGAGCCCCGCUAAAAAGCUUCACGUGACACUCCACAAUAGUGGUCAAAAAGAAGAAGAAGAAGGGAUAAUAUUACUAAAACUAGCUGGCAUCUACUAUCAAAGAAGCAAAUACGAGGAAGCAAGACAGUGUUGCGAAAAGGCACUCGGCAUCCUGAUUGAGACUGGAAACAAUCACGGAGUUGGAAUAUGUUACGGAAAUCUAGGAGCUGUGCUCCGAUCUGUCGGUCAAUAUACCAAGGCUGAAGAGUACCUUCAAAAAGCACUAGUGAUCAGCAAAGAAAUUGAUGACAAACAAGGAGAAGCAUCUGCUUACGGAAAUCUAGGAUUUGUGUUCCAAUCUGUUGGUCAAUAUACCAAGGCUGAAGAAUACCUUCAAAAAGCACUAGUGAUCCAGAAAGUAAUCGGUGACAAAAAAGGAGAAGCAUCCACUUAUGGAAAUCUAAGAGCUGUGUUCCAAUCUGUUGGUCAAUAUGCCAAGGCUGAAGAAUAACUUCAAAAAGCACUAGUGAUCAUGAAAGAAAUCAGUGACAAACAAGGAGAAGCAUCUGCUUACGAAAAUCUAGGAACUGUGUUUUUUUCUGUUGGUCAAUAUAUUAAGGCUGAAGAAUACCUUCAAAACGCACUAGAAAUCAGGAAAGAAAUCGUUGACAAAAAAGGAGAAGCAUCUUCUUACGGAAAUCUAGGAGCUGUGUUCCAAUCUGUUGGUCAAUAUACCAAGGCUGAAGAAUACUUUCAAAAAGCACUAGUGAUCAGGAAAAAAAUUGGUGACACACAGGGAGAAGCAUCAGAUUACGGAAAUCUAGGAAAGGUGUUUAAAUCUCUUGGUCAAUAUACCAAGGCUGAAGAAUGCCUUCAAAAAGCACUAAUGAUCAUGAAAGAAAUUGGCGACAAGGAAGGAGAAGCAACUGCUUACGGAAAUCUGGGAACUGUGUUCUCAUCUGUUGGUCAACAUAAAAAGGCUGAAGAAUACCUUCAGAAAGCACUAGUGAUCAAGAAAGAAAUCGGUGACAUACACGGAGAAGCAUCUACUUACGGAAAUCUAGGAACUGUGUUUAAAUCUGUUGGUCAAUAUAACAAGGCUGAAGAAUACCAUCAAAAAGCACUAGUGAUCCAGAAAGUAAUCGGUGACAAAAAAGGAGAAGCAUCUACUUAUGGAAAUCUAGGAGUUGUGUUCCAAUCUGUUGGUCAAUAUACCAAGGCUGAAGAAUACACUCAGAAAUCACUAGUGAUCAGGAAAGAAAUCGGUGACAAACAAGGAGAAGCAACUACUUACGCAAAUUUAGGAACUGUGUUUCUUUCUGUUGGUCAAUAUGCCAAGGCUGAAGAAUACGUUCGAAAAGCACUAAGGAUCCAGAAAGUAAUCGGUGACAAAAAAGGAGAAGCAUCCACUUAUGGAAAUCUAGGAGUUGUGUUCCAAUCUGUUGGUCAAUAUAACAAGGCUGAAGAAUACCUUCAAAAAGCACUAGUGAUCAGGAUAGAAAUCGGUGACAAACAAGGAGAAGCAUAUGCUUACGGAAAUCUAGGAACUGUGUUUAAAUCUGUUGGUCAAUAUACCAAGGCUGAAGAAUACACUCAGAAAUCACUAGUGAUCAGAAAAAAAAUCGGUGACAAACAAGGAGAAGCAACUGCUUACGCAAAUUUAGGAACUGUGUUUCUUUCUGUUGGUCAAUAUGCCAAGGCUGAAGAAUACGUUCAAAAAGCACUGACGAUCUACGAGGAAAUCGGAGACAAACGUGGUGUUGGAGCUUCAUACUUAAGUGUGGGAAGACUUUGUCGAGAAUUUCAGCUUAAUGCGAAGAGUCAAGAAUAUGCUAAUAAAGCACUUGAGAUAAGUUACGAAAUAGGGGACAUUGAAUUGCAGUUUGACAGCCACCUUAACAUCGCUCUGAACGUUUUAGUGGCAAAAGGAAGCAUAAAUGAACUACGGCUACGGAACUAAAUCUGUACGAAAGCAUCCAGAAAUGCGAAGAAAUGCAUGUUUUUUUAAGAAUGAGAGAUCAAUUCAAAAUUUCUUUUUUUGAUGAGCAUGUGUCCCCUUACCUUCUUCUUUGUAGGUUGUUGAUUGGUACAGGUAAUUAUCAUGAAGCCCUUUACGUUGCCGAGCUUGGACGGUCCAGAGCACUGACGGACGUACUGUCAGAUAAGUACUCCGUAGAUAAAGGGGUAUCAGUCAACAGACAGUCAUGGAUUGGUAUUGAAAACAUCAUGAACCAAAAUACACUUAGUUCUUGUCUUUAUGUUUCCUGCUUCGGUCAUGAUAUGUUCUUUUGGAUCCUCAAGCCAAACAAAAUAAUAGAUUUUCGACAAAAGACACUCAAAGAAAAUGCAGAUAAAGUGUUUGGGAAUCAGACAUUUGGUGGCUCUUUUGAUUUACGUCAAGACCAAUGCGAAGAUCGAUCAUUGUUUUCAUGUGUAAGCUCCCCGCAAUCAUGCAAACCAUCUCAGAGUGACAGCUUCGAAUCUUUGCGACUUAUAGAAGAAGAGGAAGACGAAAAUCACGACUCUAAACCUUUAACCCUUGCUGAUGGUUACAAAGUGAUAGUCGCUCCUGUAGCUGACUUACUCCAAGAAUCAGAAAUCAUUAUUGUACCGGAUAACUUGUUGUAUCCAAUUCCUUUUGCUGCUUUAAUGGAUGAUAAUGGAAAGUAUUUAUCGGAUGCUUUCAGGAUUCGUAUUGUCCCUUCCUUGACGACUCUUAAGUUGAUUCAGCUCAGUCCAACAGACUACCACAGUGCAACCGGUGCACUGAUCGUAGGAGAGCCAGCCGUUAGUGCUGUAUACUACCAAGGAAACCUUCUACAGUUAAACUCACUGCCUUGGGCGAGAAAAGAAGCAGAGAUGAUUGGGCGACUGCUCGGUGUUCAACCGUUACUUGGAAGGAAUGCAAAUAAGCAGGCAGUCCUGGAAAGCAUACAUUCAGUAAGUCUCAUUCACUUCGCUGCUCAUGGUUAUGCUAAACGUGGAGAAAUAGCUCUCUCCCCUGUAAGCUCCUGCGGAACUCCACACGAAGAAGACUACUUAUUGACGAUGGCUGACAUUUCACAAGUUCGACUAACAGCCAAGCUGGUUGUCCUUAGCUGCUGUCAUAGUGCACGUGGUCAGGUAAGGGCUGAGGGAAUUGUUGGAAUCGCACGAGCAUUUCUAGCAUCGGGUGCACGCGCCGUGUUGGCGGCACUGUGGGCUAUAGAGGACGAAGCUACUAUGUGGUUUAUGAAUCAUUUUUACGAGCACCUUGUUCGUGGUGAAAGCGCCAGUGAAUCUCUUCACCAGGCCAUGAAGUCGAUGAGAGAGAAUCGCUUUUCUGACGUCAAGGAGUGGGCACCCUUUAUGCUGAUUGGAGAUGAUGUAACAUUCAAAGGUUUGUAUUUGAUAUAAUUUUUAGGGUUUUUUUAGCUGUUUUUAGUCAAAAUAUGUGAAAUAAAUGUUCGUGACAACGCAUUAUUUUGAAAAAUAGUACUAACUAAGGGGAGUUAUACUGAGUUUGUUAGUUUCUUUAUUUGCUUUGUUUUGUUUUGUUUUUUUUUUCAACCCUGUUCAUGAAAGUGAGACAACUGGAGAGAAGGCCGAAUUUUAUUUCCGAAUUUCAUGGAAUAUUUCGUAAAGUAUGCAUGCUCGGAUCUAAAAUAACUAACUAAAAUGAAAAUGUAGAAAACAAUAGUUGAGAUUCCAAAGAGCAUACGAAAACGAUCUAAGUCAUAGAUAAGAUAAGUAAGUGGCUGUCAAAGAAACGUCUUCUUAAGGUUGUACCUGAUGAAAGAAGAAACGUCGACAAUUCCAAUACGACUUUACUGAACUUUUAGCAUAUAAGUGUAAAGGUUGCUAUUUGUUUGACCUUGAAAAAAAUCUGUGUUAGACAUAUUAUAGGUAAAACAUUUAGCGCAACGAGCAACAGAAGCAUGUUGAUUGAUAGCAAAAAUAAAUCGUGCAAAGAAUACAUACGAAGGGAACCGUGAUGAUUAGUUUUUCUAUUUGCAGGUGCAUUUGAUAAGAGCAGUUUGAAAGAUGGCGAAGGUGCAACGGAAACAAAGAACUUGUAA
Messenger RNA from Porites lobata, 6533 nucleotides. The record is from the annotation of a GenBank genome assembly. Lineage: Eukaryota; Metazoa; Cnidaria; Anthozoa; Scleractinia; Poritidae.